CUCAUUUAGCGGAAGCCGUUAGUUUUCGCCUAAAUUACAAAAAUGACACCGAAUUUUUGUUGCCUUGUAUGAUUUAUUGGGUUGUCUUACAUAGUUGGGCUGGGUGUACAUACACGCGGAUGUAUAUGAUAUAGGAGCUGGCGAUUCACGGGGUUAUCAUUUUUUUUCUUUCUUUCUUUCUUUAUUUAUUUCUCUCUCUCCCUCUCUCCCCCUCCCUCCCUCCCUCCCUCUCUCUCUCUCCUGCAAUGGGAGUUUAGUUCUUCCACACGAGGAAGGUUACUGCAAUAUAUGAAUGCUUUCUCUACUCAAUUCCACCGCAAUGAGACGAUCAAUGACGAAGAGUGGCAGUAAACUAAGACUACUCUUUUGCAACUGUUAGAGAAGAUGGAUACACCAGUGGCGAUCCAUGCGCGAUAUGUUCCGUUAUUUAGGCUCCAUAUUCAGAAGGACGGUGAGCUAGAUGAAGAUGUAUCCCAUAUAAUCAAAAUAGGGUGGAUGAAGUGGAAGAGUGCGUUAGGAUUUCCAAUGCGAUCGAGGUAUGCCGACUAGACUGAAGGGUAAAUUUUAUAGGACAACAAUUAUGCAUGCAUUGUUGUAUGGCGUAGAGUGUUAGGCGGUGAAACAAUGUCACAUUCAAAAGACGAGUGGCAGAGAUGCGCAUGCUGCAUUGGAUGUGUGGGCAUACUAGGAAGGACCGCACGAGGAAUGAGACGAUUAGACAAAGGGUGGGAGUAGCACCUAUUAAAGACAAGAUGCGGGAGUCGCGCCUACGGCGGUUUGCUCAUGUGCGUAGACCGAGUGAUGCACCUGUCAGACGCGUUGAGAUGUGUGGAGAAGAGGCAGGGAAGAGAGGGAGAGAAAGGCCCAAACAGACGUGGGCUAGGGGAGUCCGAAGUGAUAUGCUUCUUCUUGGGUUGGAUGAGGGUAUGACUUUGGAGAGAGCAAAGUGGAGGGCGGGUAUUCGUGAGGAGGAGUGAUCUUGCAAAAAAAAUCAACCAUCCAUGAAAAUCCACAGCUGAGGUAGGACCAGUGAAGACCGAAGGGCAAACCCCCUCUGUGACGGCAUUGAAGGUCGAAAGAAACCUCUCCCCUUUCUCCUUGCGGCCCAUGGUUCUGAAACUACCUCUUGAUUCUAAAGCUUAUUGUUGGGGAGGAAAUAUACAGGAGGUCACCAUCCCAAGACUACUCCUAUACAAGCACGCUUAACUUGGAGUUCACUGAUGAGCUUCCUUAAAAGGAGAUGCACAUUGUUGAUUUGAGUGGUACUAUUAAUCCAUUUAAAUUAAAUUUCAAGUAUUACA
Cuscuta europaea is the source of this 1301-nucleotide messenger RNA. The record is from the annotation of a GenBank genome assembly. NCBI's taxonomy places the organism in Eukaryota, Viridiplantae, Streptophyta, Magnoliopsida, Solanales, Convolvulaceae.